Vitrella brassicaformis is the source of this 687-nucleotide messenger RNA. Lineage: Eukaryota; Vitrellaceae. The record is from the annotation of a GenBank genome assembly.
GGGUAGGUGGAGGGGGUUGGGUGUAGUCCGAUACACGCUCGCUCAUCCGAAAAGGAGGAGAAACAGCCGAGAAAUCACCAACUCAAUCAUGGGGGGUAAGUACUGUACUCUCCUCUCUUUGCCUUCAAGAACGUAGCGCCAUGAUCAAUCUCGAGCUUGACGUUGUAAUCAUUGAUAAGGUAAGCGAGAGAAAGCAGGUUGAACUUAAGCUUGGGCACAUACAGCACGUUGUCCACCAUGACCUUCUUCUUGCCUUUGUUGAUCUCUCCACAGGUGAACUUGACGCAGCCGACACCCAUUGCUGGUGCGGUUGAUUCAUUCGCCAUGAUGACGUUGAUGUCGUGAUCGAGUGGUUUGAUCUCGUCGAAAAGCUGCUCCUCAAAGCAGCAUGAUCGCACUGCUCCGGUGUUCAUCAUCAUUGCCGUAGGUGAGGAUGAAGACACACCAUUCACGUGCACCACCUCAUCAGCCAGUUCUUCUAUCUCGACUUCUCCAAUCGUAGCGAAGUCCUCAUUUCCUUGUUGCUGUUGUUUUUCCUCUUCGUAGACGUCGAAUUGGUUGGCGUAUUGGCGAUUGGGACGUCGGUCGUUCCGUCUCUCGUUGGCUCGUGCUCGGGUGUUGUUCAUAAUGACGUCGCAUCCUUAUCUCGUCAUUCUGUAGGGCGCCAUGUUUGCUGCUGCUGCCCUC